UUUGUGUACGGCACACGUGAAUUUAUUUGCAAUUAUUUUAAUUUCGUUAUUGAUUGAUGCCAGCAACAAAAUUAGUUCGCAGACAAUAAUAAACAUUGACAUAUGACACAUCACAUCAAUUGGCAGUUACACAAACGUCUUUAGAAAAUGGACUUUUUCUCGAUUUUCAAGACGGCCCAAACAAAGAAGCCCGAACAUCUCGCCAACAAAGACAAGAUCAUGGAGCUGGAACAGGAAUUGGAGGAAGUGAUGACUCGCAACUUCUCGCUGAGAUUCAUGAUCAAAGAGAACAACAUGGAAGUUCCUCUAGAGUCGAUGGAUGUUCUGGAUGGGAAAGAUUUCCACGACAUCAUGAAAAACUACGAGAAUUUCAUCAAUAAACUCAAUUCAACCAACGGGAAGCUGCAUGAGAAGCUGAGUAUUAAAUUAAUAGAGUUGAAUGAGUGGGACAAGGCAGUGAAGGCGGUUGAGAACAAGUACCAUCAAGCUAAGUAUGUUCUUGCGGGGUUAAAGGACAACGAGGAGAUUUUGCAGCAGUGCGUCGUGGAAUGUCGAGAACUUCUCACCGCGUUGUAUGAGAAGUAUCACAUUUUGGAGAAGUACAAAUUGAUUAACUAGGAUUUAAUGUUUGUUUCAUAAAAUGUAUCAUGUAUAUUUAGGUGGUUUGUUAUUGUAAAUGUCAGUCACAUUAAUUUUUGUUAAUAUCUAAUUAAAUCA
Messenger RNA from Aethina tumida (small hive beetle), 717 nucleotides. RefSeq lists its product as uncharacterized. NCBI's taxonomy places the organism in Eukaryota, Metazoa, Arthropoda, Insecta, Coleoptera, Nitidulidae. The record is from RefSeq and is a predicted model, not a curated record. The coding region runs from base 148 to 618 and encodes 156 amino acids. The transcript has 2 exons.